Molecule: messenger RNA, 964 nt
Organism: Medioppia subpectinata
Lineage: Eukaryota; Metazoa; Arthropoda; Arachnida; Sarcoptiformes; Oppiidae
Source: the annotation of a GenBank genome assembly
UUCAAACAAGUAAUUAUAAUUUUGUAUUUACUAAAUUAUAUAAUUGUUUAUUAAUAUUACUGUAGAUAAACAACAAACAAAUUUUGUGAAAUCAGAUGCAAAUUUAUCAUCAAUUAAUAGCAAAACAAAAAGUGAUGACAACAUUAAUGACAAUUCAAGUGAUGGUAACUAUAAAACCCAAUUCAUAGAGAUGUCAGCCAUAGGUUCGGGUGGUUUUGGGAUUGUAUUUAAAGUAAAGCAUAGAUUGGAUGAUAAGAUAUAUGCCGUUAAAAGAGUACAAUUCGGGGAUUAUAAUGAUGAAAAGAAACAAAGAAUUUAUAGAGAAGUAAAAAAUUUGGUAAAACUGGAUUCAGAUUUUGUCGUUAAAUAUUAUGACUCAUGGCUUGAGUCCAAUCAUCUCUUCAUUCAAAUGGAGUUCUGUUCACAAAAUCUUAAAUCUGUUCUCAAAGACAAACCCAUUGUCUUCGAGAGACAACCGGAAGGAGAGAUGAAUAGUGUGUUUGAAUAUUUCAUUUCGUGUGAAAUAUUCAAAGAAAUCUUAGAAUGUGUUCAAUAUUUACACGAAUCCAAACCUCCAAUCAUUCAUCGGGAUCUCAAACCCGACAAUAUAUUAAUUUCAUUCAACAUUAAUGCCAAUCGGUUUAUAAAACUGUGUGACUUUGGUUUGGCCACCGACCACAACACCGAUGGACACACUGUCAGCCGAUACGAUCAUACAUCAGGUGUGGGCACACUAGCAUAUAUGGCACCCGAAGUGCUUUCAAGUGGUGUUUAUAACCACUUAUCAGAUAUUUAUAGUCUCUCAUUAAUCGGUCAGAAGUUGUGUGGUAUCGAUCUUCAGGCUUCGGAAACAUUUGUGGCCAAUGAAUCUGCAUUUAAGACAUCAAUACAAUGUCUAUACCAGGCAUUAGUUAAUAUGAUGUCAACACCCUUUUGGCGACAAAGGCCUGAGUGUCGGGAAUAU